CAGUUUUGUGGCCGACUGUCCCCGUGAAGGGGAUUGCCUAUCGAUGGGUUUGUACAACAGUACAGGCGUCAGUGUUAUAGCCUUCCCGUCUGAAAACAGGAAUGAUAAAAAAUAUUGAAUAAAAAUGUGGUUCAGCUUAGUGCUUCUAGCUGCACUGUCUGCGGCAUCGGCGCAGACCACGCCCUCCGAGAGACAUGAUGACAAACAAACUACUCUGAAUGAAAACCAUACUACUAGCCAGUACUUGGAGGAAAAUCCAGUGACAACCAAUACAAUAAUCGCUGAACUAUCUAACGACACUGUGAAUAACACAACCGUGGAAAAUACGGUGACUAUGGCAAGAAGAGAUAUUGGAGCAAUCAGUGCAAGAGCUGGCGAUGCAGGUUCAGAAACGGAGGUAGCAGAGCUGACCAUCGAGACACGGUAUGGUCCAGUCACCGGCACUGUUGAUGCUGCCACCAGCGUCACCGGAUACUAUGACAUACCGUACGGGAAAAUUGAAAACAUAUUUCAGGAACCAUCAGAGCCAGAUGCAUGGGAAACUGCCCAUGCCAAGACCAAACAUGAAGCCAUGUGUCCACAAAUGCAUAACAGCGAAAUAAUGUCUGACCUAAACUGUUUAACCCUCAGUAUAUUCUUGAAAGCCACAACAGCUGCCCGCGAAGACGCUGGAGCUAAGGCGAGCGUCUUGUUUUAUAUUCACGGUGAAGACUUACAGUCGGGCAGUGGAGAUCCAUAUGUAUACGGACCCCGACACUUGGCACCGAAAGGCGUUAUCCUGGUUCUUCCCAACUACAGAUUGGGAGCACCAGGUUUCCUGUGCGGAAAAAAUGACAGCAUACCAGGAAAUGCCGGAUUAAAAGAUCUUACGCUAGCAUUGAAAUGGACAUACGAGAAUAUUGACAAAUUCGGAGGUGAUCCUGAAAAUAUCGUUGUGAGCGGGGAUGGUCUGGCCGGGGUGCUCGUUGGGCAUCUCGCACUGUCACCGCUAUCAUCCCGAUAUGUUGCCAAAGCAAUAACUGAGAGCGGAGCUGUACUAUCUAAUGUAGCUUUAGAUAGAGAUCCUAUGUCAACUGUUAAAAAGCUAGCUGGAGUGUUAGCAACCAAAAAUCCAAAAGAUACUACUAUUCCAGACCCAUUGACUGUAAUUCUAGAAAAUUCAUUGAGCGAUUUAAUUUUAUAUUCCAAGGAUAUCCAGUUCAGACCGUGCGUGGAGCACGCACAUGCUGGCUCAUUCAUGAACACGACGCCGUGGCAGAUGCUGCAGGAUCACAAAUACAACACGAGCUUCGUGAUGGGCGCAACUAAAAUGGCGGGUUAUUACGAUGCUGAAGCGGUAACAGAAGAAACAAUUACAGAAAUUAAUGAAAACAACUCAAAGUUACUUCCCGAUGACCUUUGGUUUGAUUCCAAAACUGACAGAGAUGAGGCUGCAGCGAAUGUUAAGGAGCUUUACUUCAAUACCGAAACCAUAUCACUAGAAGACACCAGUAAACUUUCUUUAUACUUCACUGACAUACUGUAUCUUGGGCCCUCACUCAGGACGGCCAGGUCUCUGGUCCAGGCCGGGGCGAAGGUGUACUUUUACGAGUUUCUAUUUCUUGGCAAGCUGAGUCAAGAGUACGCGGACUCGGCGGGCGCCGUGCGCGGCGACGUGGCCAGCUACUUGUUCAGUCGCGGCGGCGCGCUGCCAGAGGCUGGCUCCAAGGAUGAGCAAGUGGUCACGGAGAUGACGGAACUAUGGGUUUCAUUCAUGAAUACCGGAACGCCAACGCUGGAGUCGACCGCGUGGCACGUGAUGACGGCGGACAGCGCCAGGGAGCCGUUCCUGUCGAUCGGCGACACGGUCAGCAACCAGACCGGCAUCCACGAGGACCGCCUGGCGCUGUGGACGCGCCUCUACAGCCAGCACUUCAUCGAGAGGAACCGCGCGCUGGGCCUCAGCGGCGACCAGCGUCUGUUGCUCGCAGCCGUGUUCGUCCUGCUACAUCUUUCAACAAACUACUUCUAUUGUUUCCGCGACAAGUAAUUUCUCGUUUUCCUGUUCGUAACGGUCACGCUGUGACGUCGCCCUGACGCGCUAAUUUAAUGAUUGGAUCAUUAGCAUAGAUUCACUUACUUUCAAUGCUAAUUUGGUAACAACAGGCUAUGGAUUAUAAUGAAAUUGUAAAUGCUGUAUUGUAUUUGUUUUAUCUCUGAAUAAAUACUAUUUAUCACUGCA
Messenger RNA from Plutella xylostella (diamondback moth), 2221 nucleotides. RefSeq names its product esterase E4. Lineage: Eukaryota; Metazoa; Arthropoda; Insecta; Lepidoptera; Plutellidae. The record is from RefSeq and is a predicted model, not a curated record.